AUGUUAUUAUACAUUAUCACUGGAUCAACAUUCUCGAAAUUGAUUGGUUCAUCAUGGAGAGGAAAUAAGAUCAAUAUGUUUAGUAGCGAUCACAGGUACUAUUGUUCACUUGCGGCUACAGCAACAUUCAUAUUAUCACCUAAUAUUGGGGGCUCACCAGCAUACCCUUCUUUGAUACUAUCAAAAAGAAUCAAUCAGAAUGAAACAAGCAGCAAUAUCGACGCUUUUUCUUCUUCCGGUAAUAACAGCAUCGCCACAACGUACAACAACAGGUCACUAAAAAGGAGCUUCGUGUACAAACCAUCAUCGUCGUCCUCCUCCUCUGAUGAUAAUAAUGAAAAAGAUUCAAUACCCUCAAAGCCACCGCCAUUAAUGAUUCUGAUUGGCUGGUUCAAUUCAACACCAAGGUACUUUCGUCAUUACAUUCAAAUAUAUACAAACACAUUUAACGUGGAUACGCUAUCGCAUAUUCCUCCUUCACAUCACCCUUUUCUGCCAUGGACUAUUUUGCCACACAUUCGUCAUCUCGCACGAAAUUUAUUAGCAUAUUGGGCUGAAAAUGGACGUCCUGAGGUUGGAUUCCAUGUAUUUAGCAAUAACGGUGCUUAUCAUUACGCGUUAUUGUUCGAAGUGAUACGUGAAAUUUCCAAAGAAACAUCACCCGGAUAUGAUGCAAGGAUUUCACGUGAUGCUAUACAAUUUCUAAACUCUGUGGAAUCAUGUGUCAUGGACUCGGCCCCUUCUCCCAUACUUCCAAAAUACAUUGCUUUGGGAGUAGCCGGUGGCUUUUUACGCCCUGCAUCUAUUACUCCUCCUUCCCCGUCAAAACUUAUUCAUUCCGAAGUUUCAUCGUCCGCCUCAGAUAAACAUUUUGAUAGAGUCACCAUUAACCCACCCUCAUUUCUCGUGCGUCUCAUUAACGCAUACUUUCAAUUGGAGGUUACCAAAAAAUAUCAAAAAGUUGCUCACGAUGCUAUCUCGAGAAUACCCGGCGGAAACACGCGAUAUUUAUUCAUUUAUAGUCUAGAUGAUCAGAUCGUGCCUGAUUACGAAGUGGAAAAGUUUAUCAAAACUUUAAAAGAUCGUGGUACACCCAAAUGA
This is a messenger RNA of Ambispora leptoticha, 1101 nucleotides long. Lineage: Eukaryota; Fungi; Glomeromycota; Glomeromycetes; Archaeosporales; Ambisporaceae. The record is from the annotation of a GenBank genome assembly.